AUGAAGAUUGACAAAGAGGACGAUCAGCAACAGCAGCAAAUGCGCCGCGUCGCGUUCUUCGCCGUCGCCGUCUCGACGGCGGCUGUCAUUUCGAGCAUCGUCACGCUGCCGAUGAUCUAUUCCUAUGUGCAAUCGUUCCAAUCGCAUUUGAUCAUUGAAACCGAGUUCUGCAAGUCUCGUGCUCGCGACAUGUGGGUUGAGACGCAAGUGCUCCACAAGUCGGGAAUCGCGAGAACGCGUCGAGCCGCCGGCUAUGACGAGGGCGGCAACGCGGGCAGCGGCGGCUACGGUGGUCCGACGGGCGCCGGCGCCGAUAUUGGUCCGACGUGUUGUCCUUGCCAACAGGGUCCCGCCGGACCACCGGGACCUCCGGGAGAUCCGGGACCGGCUGGAAACGACGGAGCGCACGGAAUUCCGGGAUCGCCCGGCAAAGAGGGCAACAUUCUGUUGUCGGCUCUACCACCGUCGGAGCCGUGCAUUAUCUGCCCGCAGGGACCACAAGGAGCCGUCGGACAGCAGGGACCCACCGGGCCACCGGGACCGAAAGGCAAAUCGCAGGAGCGCGCGUCGGACGGCAAAAACGGCGAGCCAGGCAUGAUGGGACCUCCAGGACCGCCGGGUGUCGUCGGCGAGCCCGGACCACCGGGACCACCGGGAGCCAAAGGACGACUCAUUCAAGUCAACGGGCCCGCUGGGCCAGCGGGACCACGCGGACCAAAAGGCCCGCCAGGACCGAAGGGACUUCCAGGCGUUCCAGGACUCACCGAACAAGGAGAGCAAGGCGAGCCCGGCGACAAUGGAGGACCAGGACCGGUUGGAAACCAGGGCCCAGUCGGACCACAGGGACCACAAGGGCCACCAGGAGACGAGGGAUCUUGCGAUCACUGUCCGGAGCCGAGAACACCGCCAGGCUACUAA
Molecule: messenger RNA, 918 nt
Organism: Caenorhabditis bovis
Lineage: Eukaryota; Metazoa; Nematoda; Chromadorea; Rhabditida; Rhabditidae
Source: the annotation of a GenBank genome assembly